GUUAAAUAAUCAUUUAUAGCUUGUUCAAUUUAAAAAUAAACUCGCGUUUCAUGUAUCCAAUAGAUGUGAAGCCAAAACCUGACAUGGCGCUUCAAAGUGGAGAGCAUCGGGGACAAGAGCUCAUAAAUGGAAACUCUGGUAAUGAUCUGGAAGAGCUGGAGGAGGACGAUGACUCCGACUGCAGCAGUCCUCCACUCCCCUACCUACAAGCUCCAGCACCAGAUGGCUGCUGCACGCUCGAUGGGUUCUGCCAAGCUGGAAAGGACCUCCGUCUGGUCACCAUAGCAACAGAGCCCAUUGAAGUCCCAGCAGGCUUCGAGCUGGUCGGUGCCAAGUCCCCCAGCGUCCCUGAGCACAUCCUGGUGUGCGCUGUGGACCGCCGCUUUUUGCCCGACGAGAAUGGGAAAAAUGCACUUUUAGGUUUUUCCGGAAACUGUGUGGGCUGUGGUGAGAAGGGCUUCAGAUACUUCACCGAGUUUUCAAACCACAUCAACCUGAAGCUGUCCACGCAGCCCAAGAAGCAGAAGCACUUAAAAUACUACCUGGUGAAGAACUCGCAGGGUGCUCUGUGCAAAGGACCCCUCAUCUGCUGGAAAGGUUCAGAGCAACUUUGA
Nematolebias whitei (Rio pearlfish) is the source of this 614-nucleotide messenger RNA. RefSeq names its product GREB1-like protein. The coding region runs from base 51 to 614 and encodes 187 amino acids. NCBI's taxonomy places the organism in Eukaryota, Metazoa, Chordata, Actinopteri, Cyprinodontiformes, Rivulidae. The transcript has 3 exons. The record is from RefSeq and is a predicted model, not a curated record. Gene Ontology annotation, biological process: multicellular organism development; kidney development.